Messenger RNA from Wyeomyia smithii (pitcher-plant mosquito), 2732 nucleotides. RefSeq names its product serine/threonine-protein kinase 40-like. The record is from RefSeq and is a predicted model, not a curated record. The transcript is spliced from 4 exons. The coding region runs from base 295 to 2517 and encodes 740 amino acids. Gene Ontology annotation, molecular function: ATP binding; protein kinase activity. Gene Ontology annotation, biological process: protein phosphorylation. Lineage: Eukaryota; Metazoa; Arthropoda; Insecta; Diptera; Culicidae.
CUUCCACCAUCCUACUAGCCCAGCACCCACUCGCGUCUUGCGCCUUUGCCAGCAGCAGCAGAAUCUUAUUACGCUACAUUUUUUUUUCCAUAAUCGCAUAAUCAGUGGGGUGAAGUGCUCGCGUCGUAGUGAUUUUUCUUUCUCGCAGCGAAACUCUCUCUUCCUCAUCGAAAAUUCGUACGUGGUAUCAGCUUCAGGGCUUUACCUAUCGUGUUACGGAUUAAGUGGUGGAAAAACGGUACCGUUUUGCAGUGCAAGGUUUCACUUACUAGAGCGUAAUUAAGCUACAGAACAAUGCAACGUAGAAGAGUUCUAGGAAAGCGCAUCUAUGGCGAAUUCACUGCCAGUGGUUUUAGUGCCAAGCGGAACCGAUCGGACCAGGAAGUUCCGACGAUGGAGGAUAACGCAACCGCUUCUUCGUCGUCGUCAGCUGCCGCGGUGGCUAGUGCUGCUGGCAGCGGGGGCGUCUUGCGACGGCCAAGCAAAGAAAUUCUUGCCCAGGUUCCCCGUUUCGGUACUCCUGUUGAGCGAAGAAAUCGAGUGCGAACAGCAGGACCCUACGUGAUCGGGCAUGAGCUGGGUACCAGCCCGGGUGUUCCGCAGACACAGUACCUGGCCAGGAAGGAAAAUAGCAACGAGUUUUACUUGCUGAAGAUUCUUAGCUACGAUAUCGAAACCGAAAUGGUCAAUAAAGAAACGCAGCAGGGAAAAACGCUUCUGCAUACUGAAUAUACGUUGCUUUCACUGCUGGCCGAUCUCGACGGGGUCAUUCACCAUCACGGAUUAUUUUGUGAUUACGCAUUAGAGGAGAAGCAAAUCGAGACGGCAGAUCGCACCGUCCAGUGGAUUUACACGGGGCGGGUGAAGCGUCGACUGAUUCUUGUGCUGGAUUGUGUUCAUGCGCAUGAGUUUUGUGAGCGUUCGGCAGCGUACGUGAAUCUCCAGAAGUACGUCCAGACGCACAAGUUUUCCGAACUUGAAGCGCUGAUGGUGUUCUACGAAAUCGUUAAGGUUGUCGAGCAGUUGCACCAGCGCAACAUCAUCCACCGGGAUCUGAAGCUGAACAACAUUGUGCUGAACAGACGCACCAAUGAAAUUGUGAUAACGAACUUCUUCCUAGCGAAGCACCUGAACAGCGAGGACGACAAUUUGUUCGAUCAACGGGGAAGUCCGGCCUACAUUUCGCCCGACGUACUUGGUGGAAAGCCGUACAAGGGCAAACCGUCCGAUGUGUGGGCCCUUGGAGUGAUCCUGUACACGAUUACCUACGGGAAGUUUCCGUUUCUGGACACCACGCCUUCGGCUUUGUUCAAAAAAAUCCGCCAAGCGGAUUACGUGAUUCCAAUCGAAACCAAAACCAGUUCGCUGACGAUUCAGUUGAUCAAAUCGAUGCUGACAUUGAAUCCAGCGGAACGUUUCACUGCCACCGAAGUACGCAUCGAGCUCGAACGAACGAUCGCUAGUCUCCGUGGACCAAGGAUCGAAAUCGAUCAAAUCGUCCCGGAAGUGGAAGAUUUCGAGCAGAGUGCCGAAGAGCGGAACAAAAACACUCGCCAAAGUACCACCGAUAGUAAACCGACCUAUCCCAGCCAUGAGCUGUCGCGAGAAUCGUUCACACGAUUGCUGGAAUCGGGUGUUCAUCGACGAGAGAACGAAAGCUUUCUGCGGCCACGAUCGCUGGGAACUCGAGUCGGCUCGCUGAGAGGCAAUUCAACUAUCAUUCGUAGCUUCACUGCCGGAAACAAUCGCCUGCCAGUGUUCGGUAGUGUUUCCAGAGCAACGACCACAAAUAGUAUCCCCUUCGGCAGAAACAGACCAACCACCACAAACGAGGCAUUUGUUGUACGGACCCCUAAUAAUAGACCCGAACUGGUGCAGGUACGUUUGGCACCGAUAAGCACCCCGAACGGAGACAACUUUGUUCAAGUAGCGACAACACAAGGUCAACAACAACAACAACAGCAACAAUCCCUAAAUCCAUCUCAAGCUCAGCAGCGCUCCCUUCUCGUACAGGUAGAUGCCCAGGCACUGAAUCACAUCAUCAACUUCCAAAAUUCGGGUGGAAUUUCUCUCCCACCAGUACAAUUGUCCAGUCCACAGCCAAUCACUGCAACAGCGCCAACUGUCGGCGCCGCCCCAUCAUUCCAAAGUCCAGGCAUUCAAAAUCUAUUUUCGGCGAUGAACGACAUGUUUGCACGUGGCCGCAUGCCUCCGCCCAGCCGAGAGGAUUCGCCCGAUUUUCAGGGCAUUAUCACGCUCGAAAUGGCCAGUAAAAUCGUAACCUGGCUACUGACCAACUUCCGGAACCAUGCAGUGAUUCGGGAAAUCUUCGGUAGCACUUCCGGCAACAAGGUGAACAACGUACUAGAGCUGCUUCGCCGAUUUGGCGUCCAGAUGGAGUCACGGGGUGGAAAUGCGGUGAUUAAAGUAGAGCAAACCAUCGAUAUUCUGAUGUUCAUGACGUACCUGCUGCAGGUAGCCGGUAUGAAUAACAAUUAUUUUCUGAAUUCUUACUGAUUGCAGAAAGUUCUGCUUGUCCGUUGGACGGUUUAGUUUUGCAAUCACAGUACCAAGAGGUGAAAUUUGACGGAAAAAAGAGGUACUGUGUGUACGUUACGGAUCUAGCGUAAUUUGUAAUUGGUGAGAAGAUAAUCUAUUCGUAAUCAAUGCGCAGGGCAUUUUGUGGUGGAAUCGCUUCCACAUUGGAAUAAAAACUAAUAACUGAUCAUAAA